Messenger RNA from Caenorhabditis sp. 36 PRJEB53466, 286 nucleotides. The record is from the annotation of a GenBank genome assembly. Lineage: Eukaryota; Metazoa; Nematoda; Chromadorea; Rhabditida; Rhabditidae.
AUGCCCAACAACGCUGUGGAGGAAAACGAAGACGACUACUGCACCGCGUGCCUCAGUUUCCUUAUUGAACGAAAAAAUCCGCCGUCUUGCAGACACAACUAUUGUGUCCUUUGCUUUUAUUGUAAGUAAAAAAUCAUUCCAUUAAACUCUAGAAUUGCGUUUUUCAGUGUUGAUUGCGAGAAGAACAAACUGUCUGAUUUGUGACGUGCCGAUUUACGAGAUUGAACGUGUUUUCAAAGAUUUGAAAAGUCAAGAGAACAUUGCGGCGAAUCGACAACAGCAGUAA